GCCGCUUAUCGCGGUCAAGAGCAAUAUUAAGUCGUUACCAUCAUGAAAUAAUACUCUGGCAUAUACUUGAGAAAAAGAUUACAAAAUUAUAUAAAUUAUUUUAAAUUUUUUGUGUCAACCUGUUUACUGGUUUAAAUCCAUCUAUUUUCAUACAUUUAUUUGCAUAAAUUGUAAAAAUGCAUUAAAAAAGAAUUUUUUGGUUUAAUUAAAAACCUGAUUACUAAGAAAGAUGAUCCAUAAUAUACUUAUCAGAGUUUUGGUGGGAGUACAUUGCAAAUAAAAGACUUAGUCAGAUAAAAUUAAUUGAAGGUAAAAGAACGUGUGAUUUGAGAUUGAAAUAAAAGUAACGAACUUUCUAAUUUGUGACCAUCAUCGUAGAAAAUUUUCAAAACUUGUUAUUUUACGUUGUUACAAAGGCGUCCUUGUUUGUUAGAAAAAUAACUGGAUGAAUAAGAAAACUAAACUGUAGUAUACUCAUAAGAAAUUUGGAGGGAGUACAUCAGUAAUAAGGAACCUAGUCAGAACGAAUCAACUGAAGCUGAAAGGUGCAACUUGAGAUUGGAAUAGAAGAAGUAAACUUUCUACUUUUUGACUAUUAUCAUGGAAGGUAAAACCAUCGUCUAUUUACUCUUCGUGAUACUUGUUAUUGGAGUAAUUGAUGUUCAAGGAUUGUCAAAAGGUGGACUUUGCCCACUAAAAAGCACUAUAUCAAAAUGCAUGCCUACCUGUAUGUCAGACUUUCAAUGCUCAUUCAAUCAAGUAUGCUGUCCGAACAGAUGUGGAUCCAAAUCUUGUGCUGCACCAAGUCCAGUUAAUACAGGAAACGGAUACAAGGAUUCCAACGGUGAAACCUAUUGUGGUAACAGAAAAUGUAGUCGUUAUGAGAAAUGCAUAUUCAAUUCUAAGACUAAGCGUGAAGAAUGUGUGCGUACAUAAUUAAAAAGUAAUAUUUUUUAUUCUGAUAUUAAUUUAUCAAAAAAAUGUAUUUUAAUCAAUAAAGAUAUUAACGACGAAAAAAA
Chelonus insularis is the source of this 1019-nucleotide messenger RNA. RefSeq names its product waprin-Thr1-like. Bases 601 to 936 code for a protein of 111 amino acids. Gene Ontology annotation, cellular component: extracellular region. NCBI's taxonomy places the organism in Eukaryota, Metazoa, Arthropoda, Insecta, Hymenoptera, Braconidae. The record is from RefSeq and is a predicted model, not a curated record. The transcript is spliced from 3 exons. Gene Ontology annotation, molecular function: peptidase inhibitor activity.